This is a messenger RNA of Silurus meridionalis, 5840 nucleotides long. It is a transcript of the gene tasora, whose product is annotated as transcription activation suppressor a. The record is from RefSeq and is a predicted model, not a curated record. Gene Ontology annotation, cellular component: nucleoplasm; heterochromatin. Lineage: Eukaryota; Metazoa; Chordata; Actinopteri; Siluriformes; Siluridae. Gene Ontology annotation, molecular function: chromatin binding. Gene Ontology annotation, biological process: negative regulation of gene expression, epigenetic; protein localization to heterochromatin. The transcript is spliced from 24 exons. The coding region runs from base 177 to 5534 and encodes 1785 amino acids.
GCUACUACCACGUGACCCAUACCAAUCCAACGCCAUGGCGGCUGCGUGUUGAGAUGAAUGCAGCGGGGAAAUGUGUGUGUGCGCAGCGUGUAAUCAGGCUGGAAGGUUGCGCGGUGGUUUAGGGCGACACACAGAUGACCGCAGACUGAUGUCAGAGUUCGCAGUUUAGGCCCGAGAUGGAGUGUCAAGGCGGCAAAGGGCAGACGACGCGCGCCGCGAACGCGCCGAGCCAAGAUGGCGAGCCGAGGUCCGACUGCGACGAAGAUCCAGCGGCGGAGCCGAAACUCAGAGGCGCAGCGGAAUCGAAACGCGGCUCCUCCACGGCGUGCAGCAGACCAGCCGAGGAACCGCCGCGGCUCAACUUCCCGAGGAUCCCGAGGAGGAGCAAGGAAAAGAGAGCUCUGUUCCAGUACUUGUCCCCAGAGUCCAGAGAAUUUGCAGAAAUCCUCAACAUAAUCACCUCUAGCUACAAGGAUCCUGCCUCAAAAGCCAACUAUGUGUACUCCAAACCUCGCCUCGUCCACAACGAACUUCUGGAGAAAGAUUUCAUUGAGAAGAGAAAAGAGCUGAAGCAGGAUGGACGCACUGACAAAGAACUGGCCGAGUCCUUUUGUUUUCUGCUUUCUGAUAAGGCCUCUUUCGUUUGUGAAAAAGGUUUAUCAGCCGGCAACAGCUGGAUGAGCCUUCUAGGGCAUUCCACUAAAGGCAUUUAUUUGUGUCAGUUUUCUGACCUGCUACAAAGCAGUCCCUAUGAGCCUGGCUUCACCGGAGAGAUCAUCAUCUUCAAAGUGAUAAAGGGUAAAGUAAAGAGCAUACAUGACAACAUGUUAAGAGGUUUGGAUCCUACACCUAAAUUCGACAGCCAUUUCUCUAAGAACGCCAACAGAGUGACGACCCUUACGUCUUACAAGGCAUUUGAGUAUACGCAGCAAUAUUUCUACGAGUAUGUGGAUAUUGAGCCUGCAUCCAGACCAAGGCACGUGUGUCCAUAUGCCGUGGUUUCUUUUCAGUUCAAAGCCAAGGAGGCUAUAACAUCGGGUCCUAAAGCCUCGCCUCUGCAGAGGUCCAACAGCCUGCCGUCAGGAACGACUAGAGAGAAGCAUGGCUACACUGUCUGGAAAGGCCACUUUGUGAACACAGGGAAGGAUUUAUAUCCAGCAAGUCUUCAUUCCAUUUCUCAACCUUUUCUACCUUUUAAAAUACCAGACAAGCUGGAGAUGGGUAAAGUCAUGAGACUAGACCAAGUAAAAGACUUAUUUCCAGCUCAACUUUUCUCCUGGGAUCUUUACUCUGGCUGUCAUGAAGUGUUCAAGAGUGGAAUGUACUGCAGCCUGUUUGAGGUUGUAGGAGAGAAAAACAAAUCAGAAGAGGGCCUGGCUGAGCUGUUCCAGGAACUGGAACAAAAGGGAUUGGUGUUGAUGAAUAUGUUGAAAGAGAGAGGUUUUCUCAUCUUUCUGUCUUCAAGCCAAAUGUCCAACUCGAACGAACGCAGAGCAGGCUGGAAAGCGUCCUCUCAAGCUCUUUUCAUCUAUCCUUAUGCACGGGACGUGUCAAAAUUCUCACCGGAAACGCGUGCCGCCUGCACACCUUUGAUCCCGUUGCCCCAGGAACCUGAAAUGCCACACUUGAACAGCUUCAUCCCAGCGUACCAUUACGCUCUCAGCAAAGUGCGCUGUAACCCGCCACCUAAUCUGAGUGCCGGAGUGGAGCAGCAGGCCCGCGAAUACCUCAGCAGCCUUUACGAAUCCAAACCUAUCCAACGAAUCCGACUUAACUACGACGUCAAACUGGACGACAGAGAGAAGCUCUUUCCUGCUCCCAAACAGAGAUUCAACCUUGAAGGCUAUAUCCGUUCCUACUUCUACAACCCCAGUCUGUACACGAUGCCUGUUGAAAAAGCCAAAAAUUUGGUGGAAAAGUUCAGGUGUGUUUCAGCGUCUAGGACCGACCCGGAGACCGCGGACUCUGCCGAGGCUUUUAGUGACCCAGAGGGAAUGAACGGGCUUUUAAACUUUGUUCAGAUGAAUAAAAUAAAGGAAGCCAAACCGAAAGAGGUAGCAUCGGAUACACAAGGUUUAAAGAGGAAGUCGGAGGAAGAAGAGCGAACGUUACGGCAAAGUGUUCGAGGAUGGCCACGCCCAGUAAUGGAGAAGCUGAAGAAGGUCAGGACUAAAUAUCAUUGCUCCGAGACGUCCUGCCAGUCUCUGGCUGAUGUGCUGACCAGCAUUGGUGUUCAAGACACAGACCUCAGGAAGGACAAGAAUCAGGAGGCACUGAAGGUUGUAGAGUUACUAGACAAGCUCAGCAAAACCACUCAGGAUACAGACUUGAGGAAGGACAAUGCUCAGGUGGUGCUGGUCAGUAAGAUGCUGGACAGCCUAACGAAAAAGUUAUGCAGUUUUGACGAAGAACUGCAAACGAGCAGUGAAGACCCUGAGAAGAACCUACAGGACAGCAUGACCAGCCUGGGCCUUCUGACCAACUGCGACACUGACUUACGGAAUCGAUUCCCAGAUGACGACGAUCAAGAAGCACAAGGAAAAAAUCUUGAGGAAGAAACUGCUGGAAGCUUGAGCAGCCUGGAGGCUUUCAGUCCAUGCUCCGAUAGCAACGGACAACAACGCACUGACAACAUCCCGGGAGAGAGAUCGAUUCCCUGGGUGCUUAUUCCCAUCACAGGUCUGAAGACUGAAAGACACAGCCAUCGAAGGGACCGAAAUCUCGAGGAUCCCCGUUUCAUCCAAAGCCCCACAGUGUCGACUCUGACCAGCCCGAAGAAACAAGACGUCACGCCUCCUGAUCAGCCUGACAGCAGUAACAUGGCAGCUGAACCCGACCUCAACUCGGUGGCGGAUCAGGACACGGGGGAUUCUGACGUGCCGAAAGAUUCAGAUAUUCGGGAGCAGAAAGGGUCCUCGUUCAGCGACGUCGACGGAAUCGUCGGCGAGCAAAUCUCCGGGUUCUCCGCCGAGAUCGAGGGUCUUUUGCGAGAAGAGCGCGUCUACUACGUUUCAUAUUCUAGCUCUCAAACGCAGAGAAACCCAACGCAGUCGGUCAUGGCACCUUUCUCCGAGUACGUCUCGCAUUUUAACACGCCGUUCCCCACGCACAACUACGUUAACUCGUUCAGAGAAAGCGUCAGUGCUUUCUUAGAUCAGACGAAUAGACGGGAUAGCACGGCACUCUUUCCUCCUUCAGAUCCCAAAGUUUUUUUCGACUCGUUCUCUCCGAGCAUCAACGCACAGAGUCACUCUCCCAUUGCCGCUGCAGUAAAACCCAGCUCUGAUGAGGAGCACCUCCAACCUUUGCAGGAUGCGCAAUUAAUAAAUGGGUCACUGCAGGCAGAACAGGGGUCCGUGAUGCGCGAAACGCUCGAAUCCCCUCUCGACGAGGCUUCACGCGUUAGCAACCAGGCGUUCUGUGACUCAGAAGAAAAUACGGCUAACUGUAGAGCAUCCAACACCGAUUCAUCCUUAGAAGCGGCUCCGGCUGCCAUCAGCAACGUGAUUAAUCAGCUUCAACCCGAAGUGUUUAACAACCUUAUGAAGAUCGUGAGGGGUGUGCAAAAGAACGUGGUUCACUUCUACAUCCAUUGUGUGGACGAGGAGAGCGAUGUGUGCUGGGAAAUAAAGGACUAUUUAACGAGACUCGGCAAUCCGGAGUGCGAUCCACAAACCUUUCUUGAGAAAAAGGACAAUCAAGACAAACUCCUUAUAGUCAUCCAAAACAUAGACAUUGCCGCUCACAUCCACAAGAUUCCUGCGUUAGUGUCUCUCAAGAAGCUGCGAUCAGUAAGCUUCGCCGGAGUGGACAAUCUUGACGACAUCAAGAAUCACACCUACAACGAACUGUUUGUUUCUGGCGGCUUCAUCGUCUCGGACGAAUUCGUCCUUAAUCCUGACGUCAUCACGCUGGAGAGACUUCAGACACUUCUUCAGUAUCUCGAGGAGCUUAAUACACCUGAGAGUCCGUGGAGAUGGUGGGUUCAUUGUAAAACUCACAAAAUGGUCAAAGAGCAAAGCAGGUGUAAAAGUGAAGCCUUGAACGUUCUGAACCUCCUCACCACCUACCACAAAAAACAAAUAGUCGAGUUUCUGUCAUAUCACGAGUGCGAUGCGCCGUCGCACCAAGCGCCUGACCUGGACUGUCUGGUGAAGCUUCAGGCUCAGAACAUCAGACAGCGUCACGUAAUAUAUCUCACAGAACGCCGCUUUGAGAUGUUUCCAAGUUAUUCUAACAGCGGCAUCGUUAUAGCAAACAUCGAUGACAUCCUGUAUAGCAUGGCCAGUCUUAUCGGUGAAGCAGGUGACAAACCAGCAUCCUCAGAUCUGCUUUCCAGCCCCACAUCCCCACUGUUGAGAGAAGAUGACAUGGCUCUCAGCUCUGAAAUCCACACGACGCGAGUGAGGACAUCUGCCCAUGCUGAAACACGUCUGUCCCCUAUCUGUACAGACCUACAUCCUGGUCCUCUUGCUGACACGGGUGCUGAUGUAUUUGACCGUACAGUAAGAGACAAAGCACCUUGUCCCUCACCUACCUCUGGGAUAACACCAAAUCAUAAAUUAGAUUAUGAAGCUCUGAGAGAUGUCAUUUCCCAUUUCAAAAAUGCCCGCAUGCAAGCAAGUUCCUGUGCAGGCCAGAAAGGACCAGGCUCUACCAAUAUCCAGCAAAGCUUUCUGGGAAAGAGCGACAGGCUUCUAUCUGUUCCUAGGGGCUUUACGGUUGAUCGCUCAAGUCGGUCCGCUUCUCCGUUUCAAGCUGCUGUUGCUUCGCAGGCUUUGAGUCCACUGGAGGAAGUCAGGCGAAGAGAGCAAACUCGUGCAGAAACUACGUCUGCCUCAGAACAGGUCGUUGUGUCUCGGACUCAAGAUCAGGUCGGCUCUGGAAAACAAGCUGGCAUGACUGUGCCAGCUUUGGUCAUGGUAGAGACCAACAGUAAUGUAUCUAGGGACAAAGAAUCUACCCGGAAUCACACACCUGACUCAGAUGUCACUGAUGAAUCCCUAAAAAAAACGAGUAGUGAGAGUGGCUCAAAUCAGGAGAAGGAGGCGUCAGAUCAGGAAGAUACAAAAAGUCCGAUCCCAACCACGAGCUCAUCUAGUGUAAAGUCGCGGGGCAAAACGGGGACGGGCAGAAACCGUGGUGGCAGCAUCGGUAAACGUCCAGUGUCUGGGCAGUCGCCUUACGGCAUGAAUACUUUAGUCACAAUGGACCGGAUGCUGCAGGAUGCCAGUUUGUGGCCUGCUUCUCAAACUUCUCAGAACAGUCCUAUGGGACUCAGAUCCCAGGUAAUGAGCAGUUCAGGGCCCAACACAUUAAGACAUUCAGGUCUAAGGAGCCUUUUACCAAGCAGCAAUAUGGCCUUCAACAAUUUUACUCAAGGAACAGCGACAAGUAUGUGGGGAAUUCAGCACGGUGUUGGACUAGGACAAGUUCACCGGACGCAGUUUAUCCAGAGCUACCCUUGGCCUGGGAAUCCUGCAUUCCAAGGCAAUGGACAUCCUCCUCCUAGAGGGGGGUAUGGUGGCUGGUGAGAGAGAUCUGCCUGUAAAUAGUUACAUUUACAACUUUUUUUUUUUUUUUAACAUUCUAACUGGAAAAGUAAAAAAAAAAACAUUCACUACUGAAUGUGCAUUGUAUAAUUUCACAUUUUGUACAGACUGCUAUAUUUGUAUUUAAACUUUUUGUUGAAUUGUCUGGUUUAUGUUUUUUUUUUGGAAAACACUACAGGCAAUUAUGGCCUUGCUUUUAAUGUUGACCUUUUUUUAAAACUAAAAGAAAGUGCAUUAAAGCAAUUGUAGCAGUUUAUUGUUCUUUAAUAACAAUUGUUGGCUCUUAAA